AUGUCCUUCUUACUUGCCCUGCUUUCCUCCCUCUCCCCUGUCGGCGAUACGGCCGAGAUCUUCAAUGUGAACGGAGAGUUACACCUCCGCGGCGACCAGCACCGCUUCGACGAUCUGGUCAACACGAGGACGGACGACCCACACGAUACGAUCCGCGGUUCCCCCGAUGGCGAUAUCAUCACCUACGGCGGUUCGAUGCUACGCUUCAGCGAGACCUCCGUCAUCGAGGUCAGGACGGAGACGGUCAUUAUCUCCGACCUCCCCGGCGACCUGCACCUGAAGGGUGUCACCUUCGACGUGCGACAGGGCGCGGGGUUGUGGAUCAUCGUGGCCACCACCACCAUCGAAGCCCUUGAGGGGGACUCCGCGGAAUUCUUCACGGUCGAACCGCAAGGGCACCUGGGGCUGUACGCCGACAGAGUUGGUCCCUUGCCCGACGAUGGAAUGGCGGUGAGGAACAGCGUUGUUGUCUGGUAG
Ectocarpus sp. CCAP 1310/34 is the source of this 477-nucleotide messenger RNA. Lineage: Eukaryota; Phaeophyceae; Ectocarpales; Ectocarpaceae. The record is from the annotation of a GenBank genome assembly.